AACACAGGGAAUGAGGACUGAUAUGGUCGUGUUUAAACUGAUGUGGCCCUCAAGCCUCCCUUAUUUUCUGCUGAUAUCGUCCGUUUUGUAUGUGUAACAGUCAGUAUUUAAUAAGAGAAAAACAUUUGAGCUCAUUAGAAGCAUCAGGGUAAUUUAUAUGAUGUGCAGUUAAACAGCUGUUUGCAGCUUUGGGAAGCUGGACAUCAAGUCACAUGAUGCGCCAUUAUGACAUCACCAGCCACCGUGUGAUGUGAGUAAAUAAAACACACACAUUAGGGGAUGAGUUUUCCUGUAGCUUCAAACUGUAUUUGUCUUGUUUCUUUCUUUUCUCUUUUUAUUGAGCAACGUGAUCUUUGCACAGUAAUAACUCUCCUUGCACAGUUUAUUAAAAAUUCAAAUUGAAUCCACAGUGAAUUACAUUCAGUUGCCUUACAGCAGUCCCACUGUGAGGUCAUCAGUUAGCAAGUAAACACUAUCAGAAAGUAGGUCAGUGUCAUUGUGACAUCACCAGCCACCCUGUGAUGUCGGUUAAAAACAUAAUAGGAAUCAGUUUUCCUGUGACUUCACAUCGUGUUGCAUCGCAGGAAAGCUUUCCCCUAGUUUUCCCCAUUUUUUUCAGAUUUUUACUCUUUUUACGAACUAGGUAAGUGAAUAAAUCUUAAAUUUUAAUACAUUUGAACAUUUUUCAAUAAUGAGACCGAAGAAAAAUAUUUUUUUAAGCGUUAAAAGGAUUUUCCACUUAGACUCACUUUCCUGUUUGUUCGUUUGCUUUUUAGUAUAUUAAGAUGAAUCAAAAAACAACAUCAAUGGAAAAAGUCCAAGCUACGCUUGAGUAUUCAUUACAUCUAGAGCAAUUCCAGAAUCCGAUUUCUCUGCGAAGUGGAUGUUGGCAGAUUAAGACAUCCUUUGAGGUUCAGACGAUCAUCCCUCACACAAUUGAAGCAAGGAUUUUUCAUACUAAAGAUGAUCUGGCAUAUCCGGCUACAGUCGACGGCAGUGUCCUCUCCAGCAGUGAGUUUAAAAUAUUUACGACCAAACACGCUGUUACAAUUGACGACGUUGUGAUCUACAGAGUUAAUAUCCUCCUGGAUGAGAGUAAAAUUGAAGAGACUCUGAAUUCCCUGGAGAGCAAGAUGAAAUUUGACAUAUACUAUGCAGAAUUAAACGAACGUAAGAAUUUGACACCAAUCUGCAGCGAGGACAUGACACUGCACUUUAACCUGCAUCGAGGGAUUCAUGGCCACAUGAAUAUAGUAUUUAAGACACUUUCAAAGCUCUCCGUCAAUGUUCAUGGCCUGUUGGUUGUAUUACAACCCCCACUGAAGAACUUUCCCGAGAAAAGCUCAGUAUUCACAAGGCUUCUUCCUAACCGGUGGACAAAGGCUAAAAUACCCACGUUGGAAAGUGUCAUUUUUGGCAAAGACUUCAAAACGAAAUUGGCAGCAGACGUAAGUAAAAAACAUGAAUUUGUAUUUGAAACUUCCAGGGGGUAAAAACAAUUAUGUGAGUGAAAUUUUAAAUAAGAACAAAAGCUCACAAUCAACCCCAGGCCCCUCUAACAGCCAGGGCCGGA
Molecule: messenger RNA, 1573 nt
Organism: Xenopus laevis (African clawed frog)
Lineage: Eukaryota; Metazoa; Chordata; Amphibia; Anura; Pipidae
Product: protein FAM135A-like
Exons: 6
Coding region: 786-1493 (235 amino acids)
Source: RefSeq, a predicted model, not a curated record